Armigeres subalbatus is the source of this 1539-nucleotide messenger RNA. Its product is annotated as basic salivary proline-rich protein 1. Gene Ontology annotation, cellular component: transcription regulator complex. NCBI's taxonomy places the organism in Eukaryota, Metazoa, Arthropoda, Insecta, Diptera, Culicidae. The transcript has 7 exons. Bases 152 to 1405 code for a protein of 417 amino acids. Gene Ontology annotation, biological process: regulation of transcription by RNA polymerase II. The record is from RefSeq and is a predicted model, not a curated record. Gene Ontology annotation, molecular function: transcription coregulator activity.
CUAUACGUCAUAAACUUGCAGUUUGGCGAUCGUUCGCAAAAUGAUUGGAAAAAGUUUGCUUGACUGAAACGCUUCCGUAAAUAAUAUCGAAUUUUCAGUCAGUUUUCACUUUUGAUUUGCCAGCUAAUAAGUAUCAAUCCACAAGUGAACAAUGAGUGCAAAAAAGUAUCUCAAAACGGUGCCUCCACAACCUCCAGCGCAGCCUGUAGCAAAGACGGAAAAAGAGGAGCAACUAUGGAACGCACUCAAACGACACAUCAUGAGGGAACGGGAACGCAAGAAACAAGAGCUGGAAGCGGAAGUUGAAGAGGAACGACUCCGUAAGGAGCGAGAAGCUCGCGAAAAACAAGAUGUAAUGACUUUGGGGGAAACCAAGGAGCAGAUCCAAAUGCUUGAGAAACAACUGCAGGAACUGCGCAACGAAAAGCAGCAGCUGUUUCUCCAGUUGAAGAAAGUUCUGAAUGAGGAUGACAACCGGAAAAGGCAAAUGAAGGAGUCAGUGGAAAUGUUUGCAGUGCAUAAUAUUCCACAACAGCAAAUCUAUCUGCCACAGCGGACGACUACGGCAAUGCCCCCACAUCAACAGCAUUUGAUACACAAGGCCACACCACCGGUGAAUGUAACGAAACGGACGCACAGCCCGUCACCGCAAGGUUACUAUAAACCGACGAACGUUACUCCAGCGUACCCUCCGCCUCAGCCCCAAAAGCUCGAGGAGGGCAGACGAGGCCCGGGUGAAGUGGCCCGUGCCGUUCUGUGGAACAAGUCGCAGUACUGUCCACCGGGAACACUGUUCUAUCCGACCAAUGCCCCGCAACCACCCAACCAGCCGGACAAUCGUCAACCGCAACCGCAAAUCAUUUAUCCACCCUAUCAGGGCAAUCUGGCGAUUCCAAUCCGCCAAUCGUACCACGUUGAUAUACCGCCGCAGCAGGGGCCGGCCCUUCCUGCGCCCCAAAAGGCUCCCGAGUUGAUCAAGCAGGGUCCAGGGCCUGGUCCGGCACCCGGCAAUGUCUAUCACAUUACCCUUGACCAACAAGGAAUGCCUCAACCACCGCAAAAUCCAGGACCCCCUCCCCAAUUGAAGGCCAUCACCAUCGAGAAGGUCCCACAGGAUCGCGGUGUACCCUAUCACAUCGAGAUGAAGCACGAUGAACGGAAGGACAUGCGUCAACCGCAGCCGCCGCCUCAACAACCCCAGCCGCCAACCCAUCUUCCGGAAGGGAUCGUGUACAAUUCGGCACUACGCCCUGGAGGCAUACCGAUGCAUGCCAUCGCUUCCAACCAGCAAAUGCCGAAAGGAGGCAGUAUUACGCAGGGAUACCCGCCGGCAAGGCCACAGCAGAUCCCUAAUCCGCAGCAGCCUCAACCGCCGCAGAUACACUAUCAGAGACAUCGCUAUUAGGGCGGCAAGUUUUUCGGUCAUGCAAUAGUUGGGUUCUAGAAUCUGAGAAAUUUUACAUCAUUUUUGUUCUUAAUAUUUUCAUAUGAGUAUCGUCCAUAGAAUAAUAAUAGGUUUUUUUUCGCCUUCAAACUGGA